GCUCGCGCCAGCCGCAGCCUAGAAUCAAUAACCCGAACUGCGCCAGUGCGCCCACCACUGCACAGCCGUCGUAGCUCUGAAUUGAGCAUCGCCAAGAGCUUCAUCUUUGUUGGAAAUCUUGUAUAUAGCGUGCACGAAAUGCCGUCCAAACAUUCGAAUUCUCAUCAUCAUCAUCAUCAUCAUUAUCAUCAUCAUCAUCAUCAUCAUCAUCAUCAUCAUCACAUCAAUUGCACAUCUCCAGUGUUUGAGUCAAAGACAACCACUCCAUCCAUCCACCAAUUAAUCAAAAGUCCAAACCCGACACUGAAGCCCAUCUCAAAGUCUCAAGUUCGUCACCAUGAAGUCCAUAAUCUUCACCACAAUCCUCGCCCUCGCCGCCGGCGCCGUCGCCUUACCAACCACCACAACCUUCAUCUCACCCCGCAACGUCACAAGCACCUCCUCGACCUCAUCAUCAUCUGCCUCACAAACCUACUACCCGUCCGUGCAGUCGCGCUGGUCCUCCAAGACGCCCAACGCUGCAGGCGGCCACUCGGCCCGGGGACACCUCCUCAACAGCCCCUCCGAGACCGUCACGACCGCCGUGUACUUCAACCUGUCCCCGGAACAGGCCACCGGCAAGACGUGCAAACUCGUCUUCCGGCUCACGCCCGACGACUGGAUCGUUUCGUCCGAGACAACACCAGCGCAGCUGGAGCUGUACCGCCUCGACGCGUGCCUCAACGACAAGUACACGUUCGCGGCGCACCCGGCGCGCGGCGCGCUGGCGGGUGUGUUGACACCCAGGAAAGGUGGGGUGGCGGACUGGCAGGGCGUCGAUAUGAGCGCCGACGAGCUGGAGCCGCGCAUGGGCGCUGCGCCCACGUGGUCGUGCCAGGCUGGAGAGUAUAGUUUUGAGAUGGUCGCGCGGCAGGGGGUUAAUGUUGGCUGGAGCGGCAAGGCGAGUGGGUUGAGUUUGGAGUUGUGCGGGUGAUUGUGUUUGUUGGGUGGAAGGGUUUGAGUGUUUCCGGUUCUCUUUUUCCUGGCAUUGGGUUUCGGGUGCAUAGCGUGCAUUGUCUUGGCGGCGUUGGGAGGGCUGUUUUUGUUGUUGCAUAUUUGUUUGAAUCACCUCUCUGGUCAACUCGAGUGGGUUGUGAUGUCUUUGCUUGUAUAGGUAUAGGUUCGCUGAACGGAGGAAAUCAUGAGAGAUAACUGCAUCGACUUCCAAGAGCCAAAGA
Messenger RNA from Lasiosphaeria miniovina, 1217 nucleotides. RefSeq lists its product as uncharacterized. The record is from RefSeq and is a predicted model, not a curated record. The annotation marks the transcript as partial. Lineage: Eukaryota; Fungi; Ascomycota; Sordariomycetes; Sordariales; Lasiosphaeriaceae. The transcript has a single exon.